UGUGAUGAGAAGAAAAUGUGUGAAGGAGAAAUGUUUGUAGUGAUUAAAUUGGUUUGAUAGUUAGGUUUAUUGUUUUGAAGUCAAAUACUGAAAUUCUGUUCAAAGUCACUCAAGUGCAACAGUAUGAGCAUAACCUGCCAUAUGCCAGAGCUUUCCAGGAUGAGGCAAAAGGGAAAUACCACUUUCACACAGUUCCUCCAUUUUAUGUGUUAAGCAAUAUCCAAAUACAGUAGCUACAAGCAGUGGCAGAUGAAGUACACCUGCAGAUAGAGAUCUUCCCUUUCUGCCUCACUACCUGAUGUUAAGCUUCAGUAUUAUGAGCCAUUCUUGGAUCACUUUCUCUCACUCUCUCAAUCUGUGAACUCUCUUAAUUGUUACAGAUUUGGAUGAAAAUUACAUGAUAAAGAAAGCUCCAUGGAAGGAAACUAUCUGAACAGAAAUAGUACUACUACUCCACAGAGAGAAGAUAGCUUUGGCUUUGAGGAGCAUACAUGGGGAAAUUCAUGGCCUGCUAGAAACUAUGCUUGUAGCUUUUGCAAGAGAGAGUUUAGGUCUGCUCAAGCAUUGGGUGGACACAUGAAUGUUCACAGAAGGGAUAGGGCUAGAUUGAGAUCAUCCUUGUCUUCAUGGGUUUCUGAAUGCCCUAAACCUAACCCUAGCACUAAGCCUAAUAAAUCAACUCUUCUUCCAACAUCUUCUUCACCAUCUCCUUUCUCUGAUCAGCCUUUGAACUCUUCACAUCCUUCUCCACUUUGCACUCCUUGUCUCACUUUGUCUUCUUCACCAGACUUCUCAGCUUCUACCAGUGGAGACAAGAAACCAAGACUCACACCUUCUCCUCUUUUCAGUCCUCAAAGCUUCGAAAUUAAGAUGAUGACAAGUAACAACACAAGGAGUGAUGAGGAAAUGAAGGGCUGUGUAGAGGGGGAGGAGCACAAGGGUUUCAAGGACAAUGACCAAAACAUUACUUUGGAAUUAGGAAUAGGGUUGAUUAAACACCAAGAGAAGAAGUUAGACUUGGAGCUUCGACUCGGGCAUUUCUAGCCAGGUGCAAUUUUACCAAACUCAUCAAUGUAUGCCAACAUUUCAAGUAAUUUGCAACUUCAAAUUUGUUUAAAUUUCUUGCACCAGUAAUUCAGGAAUUUAUUCAAG
Molecule: messenger RNA, 1152 nt
Organism: Vigna unguiculata (cowpea)
Lineage: Eukaryota; Viridiplantae; Streptophyta; Magnoliopsida; Fabales; Fabaceae
Product: transcriptional regulator SUPERMAN-like
Source: RefSeq, a predicted model, not a curated record